AUGCCGAACCUGGGCCCGUGGUGUCUGGGGCUCACGCUUUCGCUGGCCUUCGUGCCUCCCCUGCUGAGCGCUCCUACAACUGAAGGCCCAGGGUACAGGAAGCCCCAGAAUCUGUUGGACGUGGUCGGGGUCGACUCAUGGAAAGAUGGCCUGAACGUUCUCUUGAUCGUCGUGGAUGACCUUCGGCCUGCCCUAGGCUGCUAUGGAGAGGUUCUCGUGAAAUCUCCAAACAUUGAUCAGCUGGCCUCUCGGAGUGUGGUGUUCCAAAAUGCCUUUGCCCAACAAGCUGUCUGUGCCCCAAGUAGAGUGUCUUUUUUAACUGGGCGAAGACCGGACACUACCAGAUUGUAUGACUUCAAUUCCUACUGGAGAGUGCAUUCGGGAAACUAUUCUACAAUCCCUCAGUAUUUCAAGGAGAAUGGCUAUGUGACUUUGUCAGUUGGAAAAGUGUUUCACCCUGGAAUUUCUUCUAAUCAUAGUGAUGAUUUUCCAUACAGCUGGUCUGUUCCACCUUUUCAUCCCUCCUCUGAACAGUAUGAAAAUAGCAAGACAUGUAAAGGUCAGGAUGAAGAACUUCAUGCCAACUUGAUUUGCCCUGUGGAUGUAGCUGAUAUGCCAGAAGGUACCUUGCCUGAUAAACAGAGCACCGAAGAAGCCAUACGAUUGCUAGAAAAGAUGAAAAAAAUUGAUGACCUUUUCUUUCUGGCUGUUGGCUAUCAUAAACCUCACAUCCCUUUCAGAUACCCCAAGGAAUUUCAGAAGUUGUAUCCCUUGGAAAAUAUUACCUUGGCUCCGGAUCCUCACAUCCCUUUUGGACUACCCCCUGUGGCCUAUAACCCCUGGAUGGAUAUCAGGGAGAGGGAAGAUGUCCAGGCUUUAAACAUCAGCGUUCCCUAUGGCCCAAUUCCUGCAGAGUUUCAGCGGAAAAUCCGUCAGAGUUAUUUUGCAUCUGUCUCUUACUUGGAUUCACAAGUUGGUCACCUGUUAAAUGCUUUGGAUGAACUUCAGCUCUCGAACAACACAAUUGUUGCUUUUGUAUCUGAUCAUGGAUGGGCUCUGGGUGAACAUGGAGAAUGGGCCAAGUACAGCAAUUUUGACGUAGCUACUCGAGUGCCCCUGAUGUUUUAUGUCCCUGGAAGGACUGCUUCAUUUACUUCUCCAGGAGAGAAGCUUUUUCCUUACAUUGAUCCUUUUGAUUCACCGUCACACGUGAAGGUUCCAGGAAGGCGAGCCACGGAGCUUGUUGAACUUGUAUCUCUUUUCCCAACUCUCUCAGAACUUGCUGGACUGAAUGUACCUCCACGCUGCCCAUUUGAGUCAUUUAACAUUGAGUUGUGUGUAGAAGGACCAAGCCUUGUUAGGUAUUUAAACUUCACUGAAUGGGAAGAAGACUUUUUUUACAGCACCAGGAAACCUCUUGAACUCGUUGCAUACAGCCAAUAUCCACGCCCUGCAGAUACCCCUCAGUGGAAUUCUGAUAAGCCACAUUUAAAAGAUAUAAAAAUUAUGGGCUAUUCCAUACGUACAGUAGACUACAGGUUUACUGUAUGGGUCAGCUUCAACCCUGAGAAUUUCACUGCCGAUUUUACUAAUAUCCAUGCAGGUGAGCUGUAUUUUGUAGACAGUGACCCCCUGCAGGAUCAUAAUGUUUAUAACCAGACCGUGGGCAUAUAUUAAAACUUGAUGGGUCAUUGGGGCCAUAAGUUUUAUAUGACAAACUGACUUCUUGUUUUUUGUUGUUUUAUUUUUAAACAUGUUCCUACUCCCUACCUCUACCCUACAUGGUAGAUGUGAGAAUGAACUGAAGAUUUUGUGAGGUUCUGGCAUUAACAGAAGUGACCUGGAGAGCAGAUAGUUGAGGAGAGGAUAUAUUUCAAGAACCAGUAGUUUAUUACAGCAAAACCGUAAUAAUUUGGGUUUCUUCACUUUGGAAUUUAUGAUCAUUUGGACUAAAGGC
Gracilinanus agilis (Agile Gracile Mouse Opossum) is the source of this 1957-nucleotide messenger RNA. RefSeq names its product iduronate 2-sulfatase (gene IDS). Lineage: Eukaryota; Metazoa; Chordata; Mammalia; Didelphimorphia; Didelphidae. The transcript has 9 exons. Bases 1 to 1677 code for a protein of 558 amino acids. Gene Ontology annotation, molecular function: iduronate-2-sulfatase activity. The record is from RefSeq and is a predicted model, not a curated record.